AUGCGGCGAGUCUCCAGCACGCAACAGAAUAAGGGUAUCGCCAUUGGUGUCGAACAGUUUAUGAACAGGCAACAAGUCCGCGGCAAUUCGGGAUUUCGUGCAACAUCCAGCGCGCAUCGCGUCCGUUCCUGGCUGUUUGUGUUGGCCGCAUCCUUCCUAGGCUUCGGGUGCGUCAUCGCCCUCUGGACGUGGCUUCCACCCAGUACUCUCCUCGGCGUGACCGCACAGGCUCAGGCUCAACAGGCGCAGGAAAAUAGUGCGCAUGCACAUUCUGCUACCCACACCCAGACCCGCGGAAACAGCGGUUCUCUCGAUGUAGGUUUCUCCUUCGACCUAUCGCAACCCGGAAGUAAUAGUCGUAGCUCCGCAUCUCCCGCCAAGUCAACUACGGGUUCGCAGUCAAUUGCUACCGGGUCCUAUUUGGUGAAACAGGCCCAGCAGCAGCUCCAGCAGCAGAAACAACAGCAGCAUCAGCGACAGCAUCAUAAUCAACGCACAACUGGGCGAGGCAGCUUUCGCGGUGGAUCCAGCGAUAACGUCAUCAGUAGCGCCAACAUCAUGACAUCAUCAGCUGCGACCCAACAGCAGCAGCAACAGCAGCAGCAGCACCAACACCAGCUACAUGCUGUCCCCCCUUCUGCUCAAAUAGUAGUGGUCGGUGGCGGCCUGGCGGGACUUGUGGCUGCGCUGCAGGCCGCAGAGUGCCUGGAGGAGGCGGCAGCGGCCUCCGCCGCCAGCGCCGCCAGCGGCGGUGGAGCUGUGUCCGCUACACCCGCCAAUACCUCCUCCUCCUGCCUUCCCGUACUGUGCGGCGCCUCCGCCGCCGCCGCCCUUUCGGCCGCCGUGUCGACUCCCUCCUAUUCGGUUGACGUGUUGCUGGUUGAGAAGAUGCCCAAGCUGGGCGGCAACAGCGCGAAGGCCUCCUCCGGUAUCAAUGCGCUCCACCCGGAGGGGGGGGACAGGCCUGAUGUGUUUGUGCGGGAUGUGGAGGUGUCGGGGGGCGGGGCCAGCAGGCCUGAGCUGGUGGAGGAGCUGGUGCUCAGCAGCCCUGCCGCCCUGGGCUUCCUGAGCGCCCACGGUGUGACCUCUCUGGGGGGGGUCACCCGCCUGGGGGGCCACUCGGUAGCCAGGACCCGCACCGUGUCCGGGGGCGCCAACGUGGGCUGGGUGAUCAUGUCCUCACUCAUCGAGGCGGUCGGGAAGCAUCCGAGGAUACGACCGCUGGCUAAGAUUUACAAGUUCCACAUGAAUGCGCGGGUCCUGGAGGGUCAUGCACUGCACCGUAUAAUCACAACAACUGAAACAACUGCCAACGGGGGAUUAACCGCAACCACCAUCUCAGCCGACUCGGUGGCGGUAACAGCGGUGGAGCUGGUUGCAGCAGGAGGCCCGGAUGGCCGUGUGAUCAGCAGUGGCGGGGGGUCGACAUCAGGGGAUAACUCCACCCUCUCUUCCCCCCCAAUAAGGCCCACCUCCACCUCCACCUCCACUCAUGUGGUGGUGGUGGCAUGUGGGGCACUGGUACUGGCGACGGGGGGGUUCGCUGCCAACAAGGAACUGAUUAGGUCAGUGGCUCCUGAGGCUGCCGACCUCGCCACCACCAACGGGCCCUGGGCCCGCGGGGAGAGUCUGUCACUGGCCGCCGCUGCGGGGGCGGCGCUGGUGGGGCUGGAGGACGUGCAGGUGCACCCCACGGGGUUUGUGGACCCGAGAGAGCCGGAGGCUGGGACCAAGUUCCUGGCUCCAGAAAAGCUGAGGGGUGUGGGGGCCCUGUUGCUGGAUAGCCAGGCCAACCGUUUUGUGGACGAGCUGGCUCGACGGGACGUGGUUGCAGCUGCCAUGAUGCAACUACCUGGCCGUAAAGCUUGGCUUCUUCUGGGGAGGGACGCAGGGGCCGAGUACGGCACCAGUGCGCUGGAGUUUUAUUGCAAGAGGGGCCUUAUGCGCAAGGCUGAAAGUCUGUCGGAGGCGGCCGCAGCGAUGUCUGUUGCCGAGGACGUCCUGAGGGGGCAGCUGGAGGCGUACGUGAAGGCGGCGACGGCAGGGAGUGAUGCGGCCGGCGCCGGGGGCAGGGAUCCGUACGGCAAGCGCGUGUUCCCACACCCCCCGGAUCCAGAUCUUCAACUGCCGCUGUACCUGGCGCAAGUGACGCCCGUGGUUCACUACACCAUGGGCGGAGUGGCCAUUAAUGAAAGGGCCGAGGUGCUGCGAGCAGGGCCAGGAGGGGACCCGGAUGGUUCCGGAGCUACCGUCAAGGGGCUGUAUGCGGCAGGGGAGGAAGUGCUGCUGGUGCUGCUGGUGCUGGUGCUGGUGCUGCUGGUGCUGGUGCUGGUGCUGCUGGUGCUGCUGGUGCUGGCUGGCCCUUUCUGUGAGGCGCACGGCGCACGCCCCGGAAGCUACUUCAUUUUUUACGCGGAUCACGAGCACAUCGUGAGACUUGCUGUCCGCCAGCAACUUCCCGAGGACGUGCAAGCUGCCAUCGCAGCGGCUCGUGCAGCAGCCAUGGUAAUCCGAUCUUCCCCUCCACGCGCUACAACCCCGCCAUCACCACAAGAGCAGCAGCAAGUGCCGCAGCCGGUAGCCAACUGCGUGAGUAGCUCAACUGCAUUAUUGCCCCCAGACCAAAUCCCAACGCCUGCGCUUGAUGACCCCAUGGCGCUGGAUGAGAUGCCCCUGGACGAUGCCGGCACUGUUGCCGAGGACUUGCAUGCCUCAGCGGUUUCCGCCGUGUCCAUGGUCGCCAAACAGUUUGUAGGCCCAGAGCCACCAAGGUCCAUGCCCCUGCAAGACAGGUCGAACCUUCCCGCGGGGAUUCCUCGGUCCGAUGCAUUGGGUAGCGGCUCUAAGCCCAAGCCGGCAGCAGGAAAACCUGGCCUCUCGUUGUCAGUCGUGGGCUCUACCACUACUACACGGGGCCCAGUUGUGGACAAGGAGAAUGACUCGAGUGCGUUUAUCGCUGCUCCGGGUGAGAAGACACAGCCCAGUCCAUCAGUCCUCCCAAUCGUUUCCACGGGAGGUCUGCAGGUGCCAGCACCGGCCACUAGCCGCGGUCCGCUGCAACCGCCGCCGCCACCGGCCCCUCAGCCUGUGCAGCCGCAGCCGCCCGCACCCAGCUCCCCCUCUCCUCGCUCGCCGCCACUGGCCCAACCGCCACCGCCCGCUACACGGCUGCGUUUGCGUUUCGAGGCGCGCCUCCGCGCCCAGGCCGGCCGGCUGCACCCGCUGAGUAUGUGCAACGGUCCAGAAUCGCUGCCACCGAGCCCGCCCGGCUACUGUGGAGUCCAUGCGUGGCCUGGAGCUCUUUCUGGCGUCUAUCCGCUGCAUGCAAUCACGGCCUUUAUGGGCAGCAGCAGCAACUGCGGCAACAUGCAGCCCGCCCCCUGCGUUGCGACUGGAGCAUGGAGCCAUCUCGCUAAUGGCUUCGAUGCUGAAGUUACCGCGGGAGAUAUGUAUCAGCAGGAAGACCCGACAAGGCCGUGCACGGCAGACACCCGCAACAGGAUGGGAACUGGUUGCCUCCAACCCACAUUCAGUAUCGCGCCGCAAAGGCCGCCGCCGCAUCAACAGCAGGAACUGGCGGGGCAAAGCAUCACUGCCGCUGCACUUGCAGCGCAGCAGCAGCAUUGCGAGGAUUGGCGCUACCAGCUGCACUGCGACGAGCUGCUGGACUGGGAGGUGGGCAGGAGGGCGGCCUGUAGUGGGGCGGCCGUGGAUAAGCCGGCAGGCUUAACAGCAGCAGGGCAGCACACUGGACCACGGUACCCUGUGCAGUCCUCGGCCCCACCGCCGCCACCAUCACUGCGUGACACUACACCGCUGGCCGGACCCAUGGCAGCACCCAAAGUGAACUUAGGCCUCCUGCGUCAACUGCUGCUGCUGCACGGCGGCCACCCGGGUAUCCAGCCUUACACCGGGCCUGGGCAUGCUGACAGCGGCGCAGCGGGGCAACUGCAACAAGGGGCUGGUCUGGAGGUUACGCACGGGCAGAGUCCUCAGUUGUCAAGUCCCCGACAGGCUGGGGCGCUGCACCCGUGUGCUGCAACCAGUUCCACACUUCGGCAGCUGCUCAACAUGUCGACUGCCUGGGACCUCGCUCCUAUGUCGGGCGCAGCUGUUGGCCACUUGGGACAGCCAGCCAAGAGCUCUCCGCAAUUUCCACACAACGAAACGAGCUCGCUCUCAGCAUACAGCCUACGUGUGGCUGUGGGAGCCGACGUUCCGCCGGUGCGUCAGCACAGCAUGCUUGGAGACCCGCCGCCACCGCCCAAAUUGCGCCUAUCGAACAGACACGAGGAAGACCUGGACAACCAGAUGGACGUCGAUUGGUGUGCGGAGUCGGAGCAGGAGCCGGAGGCCAGCACAUUGGACGGCAAUGGAGCCCGGCCCAAGUCUGCCCUCUCCAUUGGACGGGAGAGGGAUGCCGUUGGGUUUCCUGACGAACCAAGCUGCAAGCGCCAGAGGUUGUCGCCCCGGCAUCUGCUAGUCCGCAAGGUGCUGACUGCCCAUGAUCUUUUGACAGACCGUGUGGUGCUGUCCAUGCCGCCGGCAGCAUGUAAUUUAGUGAUCAGCCCGCUACGGGAGCAGGUGGACCUGGCGGGCGUGUCGCUAUCAGAACUUCACAAGCAGCCAGUGAGCAGAGUAGAUAGGAACGCCAGCAGACUGGUAACAACAGCGAUGUCGCUGGACUGCAGUACGCCGCAGCGGCAGCAGCAGUACCAGGCACCAGAGCUGCAAGGCAGCUCGCUUCGCCUGUCGGUAGUUGUUAUGGUUGAGAGUGGUGCGCGUUAUAAUGGUGUAAUGGUAUUAUGCGGACCUUGCGGAAACACGUCAGCCCGCGAAUGGGUGCUCCAAGGCCUCCGGCCCUACCUUAUCCGGCGCCAGGCGGGUGUGGGGGACGUGCUGACCCUUAGUGUAGACGACACCGACCAGCAGGCGGGCGGCAGCUUGAGGCUCGUUGCGCAGCUCCUGCAGUGCAAAGCGGCCUGA
Messenger RNA from Volvox carteri f. nagariensis, 4986 nucleotides. RefSeq lists its product as uncharacterized. The transcript has 13 exons. The record is from RefSeq and is a predicted model, not a curated record. Bases 1 to 4986 code for a protein of 1661 amino acids. NCBI's taxonomy places the organism in Eukaryota, Viridiplantae, Chlorophyta, Chlorophyceae, Chlamydomonadales, Volvocaceae.